AUGCGUGAAUUAGAUAAACCUCGCUCAGGAAGUGGAGGACUUGUCAAGACAACUAGCUCAUGGGCAUAUUUCCAACAACUCUUGUUCCUUCAGAACGUCGUAGUACCAUUAUAUGAAUCAAGAGAUGACAAUCUAACAUCCACACACCCUUCACAGAUUAUAACUAAUGAGCUUCAGACACAACACACUUUUGAGGAUGAUCAGACCGAAACAAUUCAAAAUUCGCUCUUAUCAGAAAUGAAUAAAGAAAAUGAGAGCGACGCUGACAUGCUUUCCGCUACAGCUCCAGGGCCACCGGAUAUUACAAAUAUUCAGCCAGGGUCAUCGAAGCAAUUACCUCAUGGCAAAAGCAAUUUUCGCAUGAUACGAGCGAAUUCAAAUAAAAGGAAACUUAACGCUGGGAGUGAAGGUCGUUCUUACAAUGCAGCUACUAAAGAAAUUGAAACACGCAAAGUAGACCUACUGGAAAGGGAAAUAAACGCAGAAGAGGAUCCAAAUUUAUUAUUUUUUAAAAGUUUGCUUCCGUUUAUGAAGGCGUUUACACCAACUCAAACACUACGGCUUCGUACAAAAAUUCAAGAAAUAAUUUUGAUCGAGCACGAGGCCAUGCAGCAGGGUCCGGUAGAGCUAGUAGGACCAACAUUACCGAAUUUAUGA
Messenger RNA from Ceutorhynchus assimilis (cabbage seed weevil), 657 nucleotides. NCBI's taxonomy places the organism in Eukaryota, Metazoa, Arthropoda, Insecta, Coleoptera, Curculionidae. The record is from the annotation of a GenBank genome assembly.